AUGAACGAAUUAAAGUCUCCAAAAUUAUUGAAUAAUUUAGGAUAAAGAAAAUAAUAGAACAUACAAGAAUAGAAUGACACCAGCCUACUUUUGUAAUUAUUCUAGAAGAUUUAACCAGUUGAGAUUAUUAAAAUGAUUGUACAAAGAAUAUAUAUAUAUUUUAGGAUUCUAAAAAAAAGAGUUAAUCUGUGUUAUAUAUCUAUGAAGAUGAAUCUGAAUCCAAAUUUAAAGAGAUUAUAAAAAAUGGAGUCUUAGAAUAUGAAUAACAUCAAUAUUAAUAAGCUUUAUUCUAAUUUAAAUAAGCAGAAUAAAUCCUAACUGCAAUAGCAAGUCCACCAAUUCAAUAUUAACUAAUUAAUAAAAUCAAUAUCGGUACUUAUGCUAUAUAUUAAGGGUGUUUCUUUUUAUGCCAUAGGAUGGUUAGAAAAUGCUUUCACUUGUUUCGAGGAUACUAUCUUAAUAUUGAAAAAGUAUAUAAAUCAAACAACACAAGAACGAAUCCUUCUAGAUACUAUUAGACUUCAAUGUUUUUUAUAAUGUUGCAUAAUUUUAUCUGAAAUCGGAUAGCAUCAAGAAGCAUUAGCAAUCACUAAAAUUGCAAUUAAGAAAUCAUUCAAGUUAUUAUUUGAUCUUCAUUCUCAUUCAGAGGAAUUUCCAUAAAAAAAACUCUUAGAAGAGAUCUUAAAGAAAUCAGUUGCUCUUCCUUAAUUAAAACCUAAAUAAUAAGCAAUAAUAAUCACAUUCCCAUCAUCAAAAUUUUAAUAAUUAACUCAUGAAAAUCUCCUUAAUGUUUUCAAAGAUUGUCCCUUUUAAUAUAUUGAAAAAGCCAAUAUUCUAAGCUAUAUUUAAAUGGCUCCUCUUAAUUUUGAAUCCCUUCUAUUUUAAUCCCAAACAAACAAUUAAUAAUUUCUUCAUAUAUUAUCACUUUUUGUAAUCUCACUUUAUUGCACCUCAACUGAAUCCAGAUUCAUUGAAUAAAUUAUUGAUCCUUUAUAAUUUACAGAAGCUGAAAAUUAUUUAUCAAGAGCAUUAGAAUUAGUUUAUUUGUAUUUCCCUAAAGAUAUGCCUCUUGUUAAUCAAUUAUUAAAUGUACAUAACAGAUUUCAUGACAUUUCUAAAUAAAUUAUUUAAGAAGAUGUUCAUCAAAAACAACAUGAAUAAAAUUAUGAAAUUGUUCUCUUGAAACCUAUUUUUGAACCUUAAAAAUGUGGAUUUGUCAUUCCCAUCAUUCGUAAAUGUAUAUUAUUUAUAUUAUCAUUAGCUAAAUGUUCCUAUCUAAUUAAAGAAAGAGCUAUUUCCCUUAAAGAACAAUAAUUUUAACAUACUAAAGCACAAAAUCUAAAUAUUGACACUAAUACUUAUGAAGGAUCUAAACAUUAAAAUAGAAAACUUAGAUCUAUUUCGACUUCUAAUAAAAACAAACCAAAUUCACCUAAAUGGGGACUCAAUUAGGUUGCAGAAAUCUAUCUUAAAGAAAAAAAUAAUAAUAACAAUCAAUAAAAUGUUAAUAUUACAAACUUUAGAUAAACUCAUUUCAAAAGACCUUAAACUAAAUCUAGUUAAAAAUAAUAUUGCUUUGAAAAACCCAGAUUUAAUAUUAAUUUUUUAAUCAUCAAUAAUUUGAAUCAUGUAUAAUUACCACCAAAAAGAAAAAGAGGUACAUCAUUUAAUUUAGAAUCUAUUAAACCUCCUUAAACUGCUUAAAAUAGCGCAAAAGGAAACAAAGAAUUACUAAAAUCUUAUUAAAUGUAAACCAAAAUUAAAAAUUUAAUUAAAUCCUAUCAAAUUUGAUUUUAGUUUAAUUGUUCUAUAAUCAC
Molecule: messenger RNA, 1817 nt
Organism: Paramecium sonneborni
Lineage: Eukaryota; Ciliophora; Oligohymenophorea; Peniculida; Parameciidae
Source: the annotation of a GenBank genome assembly